Anopheles marshallii is the source of this 1468-nucleotide messenger RNA. It is a transcript of the gene BckdhA, whose product is annotated as 2-oxoisovalerate dehydrogenase subunit alpha, mitochondrial. NCBI's taxonomy places the organism in Eukaryota, Metazoa, Arthropoda, Insecta, Diptera, Culicidae. Gene Ontology annotation, molecular function: oxidoreductase activity, acting on the aldehyde or oxo group of donors, disulfide as acceptor. The transcript is spliced from 3 exons. Gene Ontology annotation, biological process: branched-chain amino acid catabolic process. The record is from RefSeq and is a predicted model, not a curated record. The coding region runs from base 137 to 1468 and encodes 443 amino acids.
AUAUUACGUAUCAACUCUCAUUUUCGGUCGAUUAACCUUGCAAGCAUCUCGCGUUUCUGGCGAGCAUACGAACGCAGCAACACGGUUCCAGCCUUAUCGUCCCUGUCAACAAGAACAGCAGCAGCAAACAGGAAAAAUGUCGUUGCUACGUACUUUGGGAAAUGUGUUAAUUAAGAAGACAAUGUUCGCACGGCCAGCUCGUUUGGCGGCCUCUGUAAAGCACCUUUCGUCCGACACUGCACCGUUGCAACAAGGCGCUGGUAAUGGUUCCGUGCACGCAAAAUUCCCCGGCGCUUUGGAAGCCUCUUUCGUGACAGCCCCGAAAUUGGCAUUGCCGGAAAACAUGGAUCCCAUUCCUAUCUAUCGCGUGAUGAACAGUGAGGGCAUGAUCGACGAUCCGUCACAAGAACCGAACCUGGAACAGGCAACCGUACAAAAGAUGUUCCGCGACAUGGUGCUAUUGAACACCAUGGACAAGAUUUUGUACGAAUCCCAGCGCCAAGGGCGUAUAUCAUUCUACAUGACUAAUUUUGGCGAAGAGGCAAGUCACAUUGGUAGCGCAGCUGCCCUCAGUCCAGAAGAUUGGGUGUACGGACAGUACCGUGAGGCAGGGGUGUUGGUUUGGCGUGGAUUUACCAUUUCGGACUUUAUCAACCAAUGCUACGGAAACGCCGAGGAUCUUGGCAAGGGUCGUCAAAUGCCGGUGCACUACGGUUCGCGGAAACUUAACUUUGUCACCAUUUCUUCUCCGUUGGGCACGCAAAUUCCGCAGGCGGCUGGAGCGGCUUACGCGUUCAAACUACAGCCUAAGAACCAGCGGUGUGUUAUUACGUAUUUCGGUGAGGGAGCUGCAUCCGAGGGCGAUACUCAUGCGGCUUUCAAUUUUGCGGCUACUCUCGAUUGCCCGGUCAUCUUUUUCUGUCGCAAUAACGGCUUUGCCAUUUCUACACCAUCCAAGGAACAGUAUCGUGGAGACGGUAUCGCUGGACGUGCCGCCGGUUACGGGAUGGCUGCUUUGCGAUUCGAUGGAACCGACGUGUUUGCAACAUAUAACGCUACCAAACUCGCCCGAGAAUAUGUCCUGCGAGAGAACAAACCAAUAGUGCUCGAAGCGAUGGCUUAUCGUAUAGGACAUCAUUCUACGUCGGAUGAUAGCACGGCUUACCGUCCGGCCGAUGAGUUGGAAAUUUGGAACACGGUUGAGCAUCCAAUCACCAAGCUCAAACACUAUAUGGUUCGACGAGGGUGGUUUAACGAGGAGAAAGAGAAUGAGUUCGUAAAAUCAAUCCGCAAGCAGGUGCUGUCCCAGAUAAACCAAUCGGAACGCAUUCCCAAACCGGACUGGCGCGAAAUGUUCCAGGAUGUUUAUGAGGAAAUACCGACGCAUCUCAAGGAGCAAAUGCGUAUGAUGGAGGAACACGUAGAACAGCACCGGGAGCACUAUCCACUAAAGGAUUUUAAACAAUAG